This is a messenger RNA of Leptopilina boulardi, 2853 nucleotides long. RefSeq names its product facilitated trehalose transporter Tret1-like. Gene Ontology annotation, biological process: transmembrane transport. Gene Ontology annotation, cellular component: membrane. The record is from RefSeq and is a predicted model, not a curated record. The transcript has 4 exons. NCBI's taxonomy places the organism in Eukaryota, Metazoa, Arthropoda, Insecta, Hymenoptera, Figitidae. Gene Ontology annotation, molecular function: transmembrane transporter activity. Bases 710 to 2113 code for a protein of 467 amino acids.
AAGAAUAAAAUACUCUGAUGUCUGUACAUGAUUUCGCAUACCGAUUUCAUCAUCAUAUCUCUGCAAUUAUAAUCAUAUAUAUAUAUAUCUAAUUUUUGUUUCCCUAGUGCGCAAAAUAAUUUUUAAAUUGCAUUUUUUUGGUUGCAAAAAAAAGAAUAUAAUAACAUUUUUUUUUUCAAAGUUCUCGAAACAGUAUUUCCGGUAAAAUAAGAUUUAUGAACGUCGACGAAAUAACUCGCGCCAGUUUGUUCCUAUUCAUCAUCGACUACUAUUGUGUGUGUGUGUCUGUCUGUGUUACUCUCUUUCACUCACUUCAUUUCUUUUUCUCUCUCUCUCUCUCUCUCUUUCUCUCUCACAGUUGAGGGAGAAAAAAAAAACUACUCUGUGCGCGUAACAAUAAGAAUCAUACAAUCAAGAUUUCUUAUAACUAUUGAAACAAUAAAAAUUACACGAAUUUCAUUUGUGACAAAAAAAAAUGACCAACUGCAACUACAAAAAGUCGUUACAAUCGAGCACGUUUAGUGUCACAUAAUGGAUUAUUUUCUUCAAGUAUAUUUUUUUUUUUUUCGUAAAAAUUUUCACAAUUAACAGAUUGGAAUUUAAAAAUACUGCCUUGAUCAGGAGAUGACACGGGGAACCUUCCACGUUAUACAUACUUCCAUUAACCUUUAUCGAGCUUAGUUGAAUUUAUCUGCCCUAGCUUGGCAAAAUGGACUACGCCUUUUUACGACAAGUUCUAGUUGGACUUGUGUGCAACCUUCUCAUAAUGGACAGUGGUUUUCACGAAGGUUGGAGUACACCUCUAUUACCAAAAUUAAAAGAAGAUAAAUCAUUAUCAAUCGAAGAUCAUGAAACUGGAUGGAUUAUUAAUUUUCUCUAUUUGGGUGUUGGUCUUGGUUCAUUGUUACCAUUUCUUUUAAUGGACACAAUAGGCAGAAAGGGAACACUAUUGGCUGCAUCAAUACCAAAAGUUUGUAGUUGGAUACUUUUGGGUUUAGCGACAAAUGUCACGACAAUUUAUAUUGGACGAAUGUUAGCUGGUAUUGGUUGUGGUGUAACUUAUUCAGUGGCACCAAUUUAUUUAGGUGAAAUCACCAGUAAACAAACAAGAGGACUAUUAAGUACUCUAAUGGCAGUUUUAAUAAAUAUUGGAAUGCUCAUUAUUUAUGCAUUAGGUCUUAAUUUCUCACGAUUCACAUCGUCAAUGAUUGCUAUUUCAGUGCCAAUAAUAUUUCUUCUAUGUUUUAUUUGGCUACCAGAGACAGCUGUUUAUUUAACGCGUAAAAAUCGUCUCACAAGUGCUGAAAGAACACUUCAAUGGGCAUUGAAUCGUAAAAAUGUUGAUGAAGAAUUAGAGGAAAUUAAAAGAAUUGUUUCAAGUGAAAGUGAUGGUAAUAAUAGUUUUCUUGAAUCACUUAAAGAUGUUUAUAGAAAAAAUGAAUGUCGACGUGCAUUUGGAAUUGUGAUUAUUCUUUUGAGUGCAUUAACAUUAAGUGGUGCUGCACCAAUUUUAGCUUAUCAAUCAGAGACAUUUAGUAAAGCUGGUUAUGAAUUUUCGGUGGAUAUUAUUAUUGUUAUUUCUGGUUGUACUUUAGUGGCAGCUGGUUGUAUUUGUGUGGCAACUGUUAAAAUUGCUGGUAAAAGAUUAUUACUAUUAAUAUCGGCACCAAUUGCAGCAAUAUCAUUGGCAACGGUAGCAAUUUUUUUUACAUUAGAAAUAAAGGGAUUCGAUGUUUCUCAUAUUAAAUGGAUACCAAUUGUUGGUGUUGUGGUUUAUGUUAUAUCUUAUGGACUUGCAUUAAAUCCGAUACCCAUCGCUUAUAUUGGAGAAAUAUUUCCUAAUGAUGUCAAAGUUCCUGCUGCUAUUUUCUGUGCAUUAUACUACGCGGCUGCCUCGGUUAUUGUAGUUGAAUUUUAUCAGAUAAUAGAGAAGUCAUACGGAACGUACUUGGCCUUCUGGAGUUUUUCUGUGAUAACUUUGCUGGUGACGUACCUCAUUUACUUGUACGUACCUGAAACUGAAGGGAAGAGCUUGGAAGAAAUUCAAACAGAGUUAAAAGGAAAGAAGCAGGCUACUUGCUGGGAAAUAACUGAUUUAAAAGUCCGCUCAUGAGUUAUUACUUUCUGUGCGCUCUCGGUGAAAAAUUUUUCCUCCCAAGGCAAAAGAGAGAAGAUACUCUUUAAUUAUACGUGAAAAUCGAACUUGACUUGGUAGAAGAUGAAGAAAAAAAAAAAGAAUAAUUAAAAGUCAACUACGAUGACACUUAGAUCGAGUGACAUCUAAUUAUCAACUUUAUCAAAUGAGGUCACUUCAAGUCAAUGACGAUGAUGAUGAUGAUAAUGAUGGAUUAAUUAAAAUAAUGAAAAUUUUCGAGAAAUCUUAAUUUUACUUUUCACACAUUUUUUUUUUUACAUAUUUAUCUUCUUUUAAUUUAAUUUUAUUAUAAUAUAUUUUCUAAAUUAAUUAUUGUAAAAAAAAGUAUGCUUUGUACAAAAACUCUUUACAUUAAUCUAUAUAAAUAGUAGCAUAACAAUAGUAUAUGUAAUAACGUUAUCGCAAAGUUAUUUCGAUAAAUACCAUUUUGAUAUUAUUAUUUCGUUUCAGAAUUAAUUUCAAAAGCCGAAUAUAUAUGUUAACGAUAGAAAUAUUUAAAUCUCUCAAUUCUUGCGUAUCAUGUGCUUUUAAUUAUGACGAGGCAGAUUGUGUUAAAAUUUCAUUUAUAACAACUACAUCAUAAAUUAAUUAUUUAAUAUACGCUCGAAAGAUAUAUUGAAUUUAAACAAUAUAUUUAUUCAAUUAACAUAAUUAAAAUAUAUAUAUUUUUCUACUGUAUUAUUAUUUUGUUAUAUUAU